Suncus etruscus (white-toothed pygmy shrew) is the source of this 1572-nucleotide messenger RNA. RefSeq names its product keratin 72 (gene KRT72). Lineage: Eukaryota; Metazoa; Chordata; Mammalia; Eulipotyphla; Soricidae. Gene Ontology annotation, cellular component: keratin filament. The transcript is spliced from 9 exons. Bases 1 to 1572 code for a protein of 523 amino acids. The record is from RefSeq and is a predicted model, not a curated record. Gene Ontology annotation, biological process: keratinization; intermediate filament organization. Gene Ontology annotation, molecular function: structural constituent of skin epidermis.
AUGAGUCGCCAGCUGCACCACUACCCUGGGGGAGAGCGCCUGGGCUUCAGCGGCUGCUCAGCUGUGAUCUCCGGCCGAGUCAGCAGCAGCUCGGCCUCAUUCCGAGCUGGUGUGAAGAGCACGGCUGCUUUUGGCAGCCGCAGCCUCUUCAGCAUGGGGGGCGGCCGCCGACUGGCCCUGAGUGCCGGUGCCAGCCGCAGCGGGGCCUACGCGCUGGGCCAUUGCGCAGGGGCUGGCGGCGGGCGUGUGGCCGGCUUCGUGGGCACUGUCUUCGGCAGCGCCGGGCUAGGGCCCUCGUGUCCUUCCGUGUGUCCACCAGGCGGCAUCCCUCAGGUCACUGUCAACAAGAGCCUCUUGGCUCCCCUCAACAUGGAGCUGGACCCCGAGAUACAGAAGGUGCGCUCUCAGGAGCGGGAGCAGAUCAAGGCUCUGAACAACAAAUUCGCCUCCUUCAUCGAUAAGGUGCGCUUCCUGGAGCAGCAAAACCAGGUUCUGGAGACCAAGUGGAACCUUCUGCAGCAGCUAGAACUGAACAACUGCAAGAAGAGCCUGGAGCCCUUUUUUGAGGGCUAUAUAAGCACCCUGAGGAAGCAGCUGGAGGCAUUGUCAGGCGACAGGGUGAGGCUGGACUCGGAGCUGAGGAACAUGCAGGAUCUGGUGGAAGAAUCCAAGAAGAGGUAUGAAGUGGAGAUCAACAGACGCACAGCUGCUGAGAAUGAAUUUGUGGUGCUCAAGAAGGAUGUAGACACAGCCUACAUGAACAAGGUGGAGCUACAGGCCAAGGUGGACUCCUUGGCGGAUGAAAUAAAAUUCUCCAAGUACCUCUAUGACGAGGAGAUUGCUCAGCUCCAGUCCCACAUUAGUGACACAUCUGUGGUCUUGUCUAUGGACAACAACCGGGACCUGGACCUCGACAGCAUCAUUGCUGAGGUGCGCGCCCAGUAUGAGGACAUCGCUCUGAAGAGCAAGGCCGAGGCUGAGGCCCUGUACCAGACCAAGAUCCAGGAGUUGCAGCUCACAGCCGGCAGACAUGGAGAUGACCUCAAACUUACCAGGGCUGAGAUCUCUGAGAUCAACCGACUGAUCCAGCGGAUCCGCUCUGAGAUAGGCAAUGUGAAGAAGCAGUGCUCCAACCUGGAGACAGCCAUCGCUGAUGCCGAGCAGCGGGGCGACUGUGCUCUCAAGGAUGCCCGGGCCAAGCUAGAUGAGCUGGAGGGUGCCUUGCACCAGGCCAAGGAGGAGCUGGCCCGGAUGCUGCGGGAGUACCAGGAGCUGAUGAGCACCAAGCUGGCCCUGGACAUGGAGAUUGCCACCUACCGCAAGCUGCUGGAGGGCGAGGAGUGCCGGAUGUCUGGUGAAUACCCCAAUUCUGUGAGCAUCUCUGUCAUCAGCAAUACCAACACUGGACCCGCAGGGGCUGGUUUCAGCAUGGGCUUCGGCACCUCAAGCAGCUACAGUUACAAACAGGCCUCAGAAGUGAAAACCAAAGGCAGCUGUGGCAGCAGUGAGUUCAAGGAUCCUCAUGCCAAAACCUUGGGCCCCAGCUGUGCUGCCAAGAAGGGUUCCAGAUGA